GAGGCAUUAUAAGGUUUGCUUGAGGCAAAGUUUCAUAGUAAUGAUCAAAACAUUGCAUCACUCCAGCAGAGUCAUGUUUGGAGAAUAGAAACAGAAAGUAAAUAAAAGAAGGAGAAACGAAUCUCAAACAACGGUGACGUCACUGCUGAGGGAGCCUAUAAAACCUGCUGUGAGCUGAAACGUGCAGCACAUCUACAGCUGAGCAUCUGUUUACGUGCACCGUCUGAAGACUUUAAGUUUUUCACCGACUCGAGAAGUGAUCACAAGGCCACUAUCAUGGAUAUAAGAAUAAUUAUGCUGAACGGGACUUCCCUGAGCCUGAGCGUGCAUCCGGACUCUACGGUGGGAUCUCUGAAAACACUCAUCCAUCAGAAACUGGGAUUUGCACCUGAGAGCCAGAAGCUGACCUUCGUCAACGGGCAGAUGACGACUCUCAGCGACGACUCCAAGACCAUCCGCUCCUACGGUCUGCACUCCGGCUGCCAGGUGUCUCUGCUGGUGACCCAGCCGGCUCCCAUCCAGGUGUUCCUCAGAAAAGACGGGGCGACAAAGACCUAUGAAAUUAAACCCGACGAGACUGUCAGCAACUUCAGGCGCAGGGUCGAGAGCAGAGAGAAGGUCCAGAACGACCAGUUCAGACUGGUGCAUGAGGGCAGAGAUAUGAUGGAUGGUAAACUGGCAGACUACAACGUCAGAGAACAUAGUACCAUCGACAUGACUCUGCGUCUGAGAGGGGGCUGAGGACACUUCACCUUGCUGAUGUAUGAGAGGGUUAAUAUAUAUUAUUUAAUUCUGAGUGAAUGAGGACCAAAUAACUUGUUUAUUUACUCUUAUUGUUACUUUUGAAAAAACAAUGCUUAGUCGAUCAAUAAGGUGUAUGUGUUAAAAAACAUGUUUUACUGUCUGUGUAGUUUUGUUUUGACAAUACAAGGAACAAUUUUUACCGUUUUAAAUGGACAAUAACAACAUGGUUUGAUUAUGUUAACUGAGAACUGUUACAAAAAAUAAAUAAAUCCCCAAAUGUGAA
Thunnus maccoyii (southern bluefin tuna) is the source of this 1027-nucleotide messenger RNA. RefSeq names its product polyubiquitin-like. The transcript has 2 exons. Gene Ontology annotation, biological process: modification-dependent protein catabolic process; protein ubiquitination. Gene Ontology annotation, cellular component: cytoplasm; nucleus. The record is from RefSeq and is a predicted model, not a curated record. NCBI's taxonomy places the organism in Eukaryota, Metazoa, Chordata, Actinopteri, Scombriformes, Scombridae. The coding region runs from base 277 to 741 and encodes 154 amino acids. Gene Ontology annotation, molecular function: protein tag activity; ubiquitin protein ligase binding.